Echinostoma caproni is the source of this 1260-nucleotide messenger RNA. The record is from the annotation of a GenBank genome assembly. Lineage: Eukaryota; Metazoa; Platyhelminthes; Trematoda; Plagiorchiida; Echinostomatidae.
AUGCACACAUGGAAACGUAUGCUGACGAGUGAAUCCAAGUUGUUCACUUUCCUCCUCGUGUUCCGAAUACUGAAUGCACUUAUCCAGCAAACAGCCUUUGUCCCGGAUGAGUUUUGGCAAUCCAUUGAAGUGGCCCAUCGAUGGGUAUUUGGAUUCGGUUCGCUUACUUGGGAAUGGCGUCCUGAUGUGGCAUUGCGUAGCCCUCUUCAUCCGUUGCUGAUCGCACCGUUUUACUGGUUGGGUCAGUCUGUUCAGUUGGACUCGACACGGUUUAUCCUGCUUAUCGCUCGAGUUUUACAUGCAUUUCUGGCAGCAGUCACAGACCUACACCUGUAUCGGUUGAGCCAGCAAUUAGCCAGUUUAGAAACAGCUAAGUGGGUUCUUUUCCACCAGUUGACUAAUUGGUUCACCGGAUUCUGUAGCACACGCCCGCUGGCCAACUGUCUCGAAUGGGCCCUGACCACCGUCGCUUUAGCCAACUAUCCGGUAUGGUCGAUUCUGACACGGGACAAAUCCGGUAAACCCGAUGGGGCACAUGUGCGUCGGUUUAUCAUAUUAGCUCUCGGCUGUGUGUUUCUCAGACCGACAGCUGCCGUGAUGUGGGGUCCGUUGUGUCUCACACACUUGUGGUUGAUUUAUAUCAAAUCUUCGGAAGUCUGUGAAUCAGAGGUUGCUACUGCUCAGGGUAGAAAGCACCGACCCGCCGUAUUUAAACGCGUACUCGUCCAGUACGUUAUUUGGGGCCUGUGUUGGCUUGCGCUGUCAACCCUCGUGGAUCGUUGGGCCNACGGUCGGUGGACAAUGAAUCAAUGGAAUUUUCUCCAGUUCAAUCUUUUCGGUGGUGGUGCACACGCGUACGGUGUACAUCCGUGGCAUUGGUAUCUCAGUCAAGGUCUGCCCGCAAUGCUUCUCACUCAAAUCCCGUUCAUCAUAGUGGGUAUUAGGGGUACAUUAGACGCAGUCGCGUUCGUCAAUCGUGCAAUCGAUCACUAUCACAAAUCUCGGUUAAAUCGUCUCCAGACCUCAGACUCAUGGUCACCGGAAGAUUGGUACAUUCUAUCACUAAUGCCUUGUCAUUCAAUCCCAUCCAUUGGUCCUCUGAUCUUGUUUAUGUGCCCGUUUAUGCUAGCAUCAUGUCAUUCAAAUGCUAGCCUUUGCAUUCACGUGGCCCCGCCACAUGAAUGUUCACAUAGCAAUCCAAACUCAGGUGUUUCAGAUUUUGCUCUGGUGACUGGUCGAGAUCUUCGUUCGUGCACUUAA